This is a messenger RNA of Melanaphis sacchari, 1380 nucleotides long. RefSeq lists its product as uncharacterized. Lineage: Eukaryota; Metazoa; Arthropoda; Insecta; Hemiptera; Aphididae. The transcript is spliced from 9 exons. Gene Ontology annotation, biological process: intracellular protein transport. The coding region runs from base 178 to 1380 and encodes 400 amino acids. The record is from RefSeq and is a predicted model, not a curated record.
UGUUUUCGUCAUUUAGAAAAAAGUCUUCUUCUAGGAAAUUUUUUUGGCGAUGCUGGCUGGUUCAAUGAAAGUGCUCUAAUCUUAAAACACACAUAUAAAAUAAUAACUACAAAAUGGGUUUGUCAGGACCAAAAUUUACAACUUCUCAAAACCAUUGAAUGUCUUACCAAGUGGUUAAUGGUUGCAACAAAAUCUCAGAAAUUUAAUAAUGCUAAAGUAGUUUUACAACACUUGCUGUACACUAUCAAUAUCAUUGAACAAAUAGUUGCAAGAAAAUUUUGUUUAUCAUACUCGUAUGUAGCGGUUUCGCAAUACCAUCUAAUAUUAAUGGAAUUUGAUGAGGCUUGGUCGUGGGCAGUUAAAGCUGUCCUUGAACUUCAAGAAGAUAACCAAACAUUGAAAGUUAUGGUAUUAAGUCAUGCCGUUAAAGUUGCUUGUAUAAAAGACAAACUAUAUAUAGCAAAAUUGUUUGGAAAGCAAUUAAUUACUUACACACCCACAAACAUUCGUGAUAAUAUUCAUAUUGAUUUAUUACGGAAUGAAGGAUUUUACUAUAGUGUAAUAGAUUGCCCAAAUUAUGCCAAUAAACGUUAUUAUAAAGCACUAGACCUCACACGAAAUUUAUAUGGUUACUACAAUUUAAAUACUGCAUUGGUUCUUGUUGAUUAUGCAUUUGUCUGUUCAAAGUUUGAUAUAGUUGAUUAUUUAGAUAAAAACAAUGAAUCUAUGCGAUGCGUACUACAAGCUAUAUUCAUCAUGAAAACGGUUGGUGUACCAGAGGACAAUAUGUUGUUAAAGAAUGCUUAUAUGAUAAAAGCAAGAAUAUUAGGAGAAACAGCAAUUUACAUGAAUCUUAGUAAUGAUAUAGAUGGAUUACUGGCACAGCGGAAGCGCGUGUUAUUACAAGAAGCAUCAGCUUUUUACUCAGAUGGUUUAAAGAGUAUUAUACAAUCAGUUGGAGAAAACUCUUUACUUGCAGCAAAUGCAUACAUGUCUAUAGGAGUUCAUUUUAUGUUUCAUGAUAAAUUUUUUCUAUCCGAAGAAUUUAAUAAAAAAGCAAAUGCAAUCUAUAAAUCAAUUUUAGGAGAAAACCACUUUCGUUUUGCUGUAUCUUUAGAUUGUUUGAAUGAAAAUAUCAAUGAUACCCCAUACAUCCAAUUGAGAGACAAUUUAGAAAAUUUGAUUUAUAUUUAUACAACACUUGAAAAUGAAGAAAAGAUUUCUGAGUUUAGUGAUUAUUGUGAAAGGGUUAAUUCAUCAUUUGAAGAUUGGCUAGAUGUUUUUAAUUCUGAAUUAAUUAAUAUAGACUGUACAAAAGACAAUUUGAGUAUGGAAAAGUUUAAAUGCAUCUUGAAUGGUUGUAAUUGUGUCCAACAGUAA